Molecule: messenger RNA, 2020 nt
Organism: Limanda limanda (common dab)
Lineage: Eukaryota; Metazoa; Chordata; Actinopteri; Pleuronectiformes; Pleuronectidae
Gene: zbtb45
Product: zinc finger and BTB domain containing 45
Exons: 5
Coding region: 8-2020 (670 amino acids)
Biological process (GO): regulation of transcription by RNA polymerase II
Cellular component (GO): nucleus
Molecular function (GO): RNA polymerase II cis-regulatory region sequence-specific DNA binding; protein binding; DNA-binding transcription factor activity, RNA polymerase II-specific
Source: RefSeq, a predicted model, not a curated record
UCCAGCCAUGGCAGCCGGCACAGAGACCGUGCACUACAUCCACCUCCACAACUCCAGCCAGUCGGUGCUGGAGGCGCUGCGCACGCAGCGGCGUGAAGGCCUCUUCUGCGACGUGACCGUGAGGAUCCACGACGCCUCGCUGCGUGCACACGCCUGCGUCCUGGCGGCCGGCAGCCCCUUCUUCCAGGACAAGCUGCUGCUGGGUCACUCUGAAAUCUCCGUGCCGCCGCUGGUUCCCGCCGAAACCGUGAAGCAGCUGGUGGAUUUCAUGUACAGCGGCUCGCUGGUGGUGCUGCAGUCGCAGGCCCUCUGCAUCCUCACCGCCGCCAGCAUCCUGCAGAUCAAGACGGUCAUCGACGAGUGCACCCAGAUCAUCUCUCAGAGGAAGGCGGCCGCAGGGGCGGCGGCGGCGGCUGCUGCUGCGGCGGCGGCGGCUGCAGGAAGUGCCAUGCUGGGAGGAGUCCUCCCGAAGCAGGAAGAGCGUGGCGGGGGCAAAGGGCGAGAGAGCGGUGGCGGCGGGAGCUGCUCUGUUGGUGGAGCAGGUGGGGGUUAUGCAAACUUCUCCAGCUUCAUGGCUGAAUGUGGGGCUAGCAACAUGGGUGCUGGGUUAGGGGGGGGCGGCGUUGGUGUCGGCGAGAGCGGCCAAGGCCAGAUGGAGCAGGCCAACACCGUGAGUCUGAUGGCGCUGGGCGACUUGGGCCCCGGCUCCAUGUGCGGGGACGGGAUGGGCUCCGGGGCCGGCGGCAUCCUCAUGAAGCAGAGCUCCAGCUGCACUCAGGACGUCAGGUACAAGCUCCGGGACCUGCUGGCACAGACGGCCAACGGAGCCAACGCCGGCAGCACGGGGAACCUGUCGGCGGGCUGCAGCUCCGGCGUGGCCAGCGUGGACAGCAUCGGCAGGGACAGUCUCCGCGGCAACACAACCGACCUCUCGGAUGACCUGGUGGGGAUGGACCGGUACAGCGAGGAGGAGGACUUGGACGGGAGAGAGCGGGGGAGAGAUGGAGACCGAGACAGGGGGGCGAGCCACAGCCGCAAGCAGAGGCAGCCGCUAAGACUCCAGGUGCUGGGAGGCGAGGGAGUGGUGGUGAAGGACGAAGGGGUUCAGGACACGGACGGGACCGUCUAUGCCUUGGAGGAAGGGAGACGGGUCGGAGAGCAUGAGGGCUCCCAGGAAUCCAUGGCAGGAUUUGGACAGGAUUUCUACGAUGAGCAGGCGGUGUUCUCUGAGAGUUUCUGGCCCCAGAGCGAGCCUCCUCGGGCCAUGGCCUUCAACCCGAGAGGAAGGGUCAACAAGCCCCUGACUCCUCCCCCAACCACCCAGUCCAUCAACAACCAGCUUCUGUUCCAGUACCCGGUGAGCCAGUCGCAGCCCCCGCCCUUCUACGUGGGUGGGCCCAUGGGCGGGAUUGACAGCAUGGCGGGGACUGAGCCCAGUCAGCCGGCUCCGCCCCCGGCGCCGAUGACCCCGGCCCCACCUCCCUCCAACUGCUCUGCAGGCCCCUCCCCUUCCUCCCAGGGAUCUGAGACCUCGUUCGACUGCACGCACUGUGGCAAAUCUUUACGUUCCAGGAAGAACUACAGCAAGCACAUGUUCAUCCACUCUGGCCAGAAACCUCACCAGUGCUCCAUCUGCUGGCGCUCCUUCUCCCUGCGCGACUACCUCCUCAAACACAUGGUGGUGCACACCGGCGUCAGGGCCUUCCAGUGCUCCAUGUGCGGCAAGCGCUUCACCCAGAAGAGCUCGCUCAACGUGCACAUGCGCACGCACCGUGCCGAGCGCACCUUCCAGUGCAACGUGUGCCACCGGGCCUUCACGCACCGCACCCUGCUGGAGCGCCACGCCCUGCAGCACGCCCACCACACCCCCCAGGGCCAGGGCCAGGGGCGUGGAGCCGACAUGACCUCACCUACCAAGCACAGCCCUCCGGCUCUGGGGGGGCCCUCAGGUAUGGCUGGCCCGGCUGGCAUGGUCGGCAGCAUGUCCAACAUGCCCGGCCACGGAGCUUCCUCCACCUAG